CGUAGCCGUGGAAAAUUGUUUUCUUUUUGCCCAAAGUGUUUUUAGUUAAUUUUUCAGUUCAUAGUAGCUUAAUUUAUAUUAAAUUUCGCGUAAGAUACCGCCAGUAAUGUCCCGCCAUGCCCGCAAAUUUUUUGAACAUGUAAAAAGCAAAGAAUUUCGCCAGUAUUUAAUGAGCACUCAUUUCUGGGGACCUGUAGCUAACUGGGGUAUACCCAUAGCUGCAAUGGCAGAUAUGAAAAAAGAUCCAGAUAUUAUAAGUCCUCGUAUGACUGCAGCAUUGUGUGUUUAUUCUGCUUUGUUUAUGAGAUUUGCGUGGAUGGUACAACCAAGAAAUCAUCUUUUGUUUGCUUGUCAUAUCACCAAUGAGACUUGCCAGUUAAUUCAACUGGGCCGAUAUUUUACUCUAUCUGGGGUUACAAAAAAAGAUGCAGCAUGAUAUCCAUUAUUCCAUGACGUUCUUUGUGAACUAUAUUUUCUCGUCACACCAUAAUUUAAUGCCGUUACAUUUUCUUUCUAUAUUUAGGGUGAAAAAUAGUUAUUUAAAAUGGUCGACAUUUUGCUUAAUACAAGAUUGUUUAAAAAUGUUUAAAAUUUUGUGUAUUUGCAAAAGAUCUUCUAGAGAAUUGUUAUGGUCUUAUUUAUUUUUCAUUGGUACCUAAAUACACUUGCAAGUUGCAAUGAA
Messenger RNA from Ciona intestinalis (vase tunicate), 682 nucleotides. The record is from RefSeq and is a predicted model, not a curated record. NCBI's taxonomy places the organism in Eukaryota, Metazoa, Chordata, Ascidiacea, Phlebobranchia, Cionidae.